GUCACAAAGUUGUCUUUCAGAAUGUCUUGUCACUGAUUGAUUGUUGUACAGAAAUUUAAUGUAAAUUUAGUAAAAUAGGCUUAUAAUGCUACGUACGUUAUUUAUAAGGCGUAUGUGCAGUGCACAAACCUCGGCGACGAAGAAGCCGCCAAUCCCUGUUUUUGGUAUCGAAGGUCGUUAUGUGACGGCGCUGUACAGCGGGGCCAGUCAGUUGAACCAGCUAGAGGAUGUGGAGAAGAGUCUGCGCGCGCUUCAGAAGGAGCUCACUAAGCCCAAAAUUAUCGAUUUCGUAGAGACCAGCAUGAUUUCUGCAGCUAAUAAAGCAAAAUUAUUGGCAGAAAUUGCAAAAUCAGCAGGAAUGCCAGCAGCCGCGGUAAAUUUUUUGACUGUGGUGGCCGAAAACAACCGCUUAAAGAAGUUGAGGCGAAUGAUCACCAUGUUCAUGGCCGUGAUGGUGGCACACAGGAACGAGGCUCUGUGCGAAGUCAUCACCGCCAAGCCUUUGGACGACAGCGCGCGCAAAUCACUCAUGGAUGCCUUGAAAAAAUUCGUUAAACAGGGGAAAAAUAUCACGUUGACUGAAAAAGUUGAUCCCUCCAUCAUCGGAGGCAUGAUUGUUGGAAUCGAAGACAAGCAUAUCGAUAUGAGCAUUGCUAGAAAGAUACAAAUGUAUACUGAUAUUUUGAAACAAUCUGUGUAAUAGAAAUAAAAUACACAUAUGUUGGUAACUUUUUA
Molecule: messenger RNA, 735 nt
Organism: Plodia interpunctella (Indianmeal moth)
Lineage: Eukaryota; Metazoa; Arthropoda; Insecta; Lepidoptera; Pyralidae
Product: ATP synthase subunit O, mitochondrial-like
Exons: 3
Coding region: 86-700 (204 amino acids)
Biological process (GO): proton motive force-driven mitochondrial ATP synthesis
Molecular function (GO): proton-transporting ATP synthase activity, rotational mechanism
Source: RefSeq, a predicted model, not a curated record